This is a messenger RNA of Pezoporus occidentalis (night parrot), 678 nucleotides long. Its product is annotated as growth factor receptor-bound protein 14-like. Lineage: Eukaryota; Metazoa; Chordata; Aves; Psittaciformes; Psittacidae. The transcript has 3 exons. Bases 334 to 651 code for a protein of 105 amino acids. The record is from RefSeq and is a predicted model, not a curated record. Gene Ontology annotation, biological process: insulin receptor signaling pathway; negative regulation of insulin receptor signaling pathway. Gene Ontology annotation, cellular component: plasma membrane; cytoplasm.
UUUCUAUACGUAGGGUCUGAGGCAUGGGAUCAGAACUUCUUAACACUGGUUUUGUUGCUGAAGUCAACAUAUUGCAUAACUAAUGCUCUCAUUUCAAACCAUACGUUCUAUAUAAAUAUGUAACUUGCUUAGCAUACCUUGGAGUUGUGUAACAUUCUACACAUCUUAAGUCAGAAGUACUCUUAAUGGGAUUAGAUGCAAUCAUAAUUGAAUUCCUGUGGUGUGAUACUGGAUAUAGGGGUUUAUUCCCCUUAGUUCUGUCUGAGUAUGUUAGUGAAAUAGAAAGCUGGUUUCAGGUGGAAGGAAAAACGCAUAUCUGAUGUUUUCUUUCAGAUGUUCCUAAGCUCCAGCACAUCUCCUGAGAUUCACAGUUAUUUGCAUGCAAAGGAGCAGGGGGAAAAAUCCCGGACAGAACUGUACUUUCUUUUGAGAAGAUCUGGCCUUUAUUUUUCCACUAAAGGUACAUCUGAGGAGCCAAGGCAUCUGCAGUUUUUCUGUGAAUUCAGCCUUAGUGAUACGUACAUGUCUUUGACAGGCAAAAAGAUUUCUGGAGCACCAACAAACCAUGGAUUCUGCUUUAAGCCUAACAAAUCAGGAGGAAACAGAGACCUGAAACAGCUCUGUGCAGAUGAGGAACAAAGCGGGACCUGAUGGAUGACAGCAAUUUGGUUGCUUAAG